AUGAGUGUAUAUGCACCACAAGUAGGCUGCGAUGAUGAUGAAGAGAAAGACAAAUUUUGGCAAGACCUAGAUAGUAUGUGCACAGAGAUACCGGAUGUUGAAACAGCCUUGAUUGCUGGCGAUUUCAAUGGUCACGUGGGAGAGAGAAACUUGGCAAUAGAGCGUGUCCAUGGUAGAUAUGGGAGCGGGGCUGUAAAUCCCAACGGAGAACGGCUAAUUGACUUCGCAGUGGCAUACGAUCUGGCUAUAUUGAACACGUUCUUCAAAAAGAAGGAUUACAAUACAUAUGAAAGUGGAGGACAGGAAACACAAUUGGACUACAUAUUAUACAAGAGAAGUAAAAUGAGUGAAGUCAGAAAUUUUAAGGUAAUUAAGGGAGAAACAGCUGCCAAACAACAUCACCUGAUUAUUGGGGAGUUUAACAUUAAAAGAGGGAGGAAAGGAAAGAAAAGGGCAAUACCUAAGAUUAAGUGGUGGAAUUUGAAAGACGAAGACCAGAGAAGUUUGUUCAGGGAGAGAGUGCUGGAGCAGAUAGAGUUGAGGGAGGGAGUUGAAGAGUGGUGGAAUUUGAAUGCUUCAAUGAUCCGACAAGCUGCAGAGGAAAUAUUGGGGAUGACAUCUGGUAAAGGACCACCCAAUGACAAGGAAACUUGGUGGUGGAAGGAAGAAAUAUCGGAAACUAUAAAGCAGAAGAUUACAAGGAAGGAAUAUUACAAAAACAGAAAUGAGGAAAAUGAAGAAAGGCUUAAAACAGCGAACAAAGCAGCAAAGAAAGCAGUGGCAGUAGCUAAAGCUGAGGCAAGGGAAGAAAUGUAUCAAGAACUCGAUACAAGAGGAGGACAGAAAAAGAUUUAUAGAAUAGCAAAGGCCAGAGACAAGAGUACGAAAGAUCAGACACAUAUCAGGCAUAUGAAGGAUACAGAAGGAAAUGUUUUGGGAAUUAAAUUGAUCUCACAAACAAUGAAGCUUUGGGAGAGGACUAUUGGAAUGAGGAUCGAGGCUGAAACGGUCAUCAGUGAGAACCAGUUUGGAUUUGUUAAGGGAAGACAGACAUCAGACGAGGAAGGAUAA
This is a messenger RNA of Penaeus vannamei (Pacific white shrimp), 1071 nucleotides long. Lineage: Eukaryota; Metazoa; Arthropoda; Malacostraca; Decapoda; Penaeidae. The record is from RefSeq and is a predicted model, not a curated record.